This is a messenger RNA of Danaus chrysippus (African queen), 843 nucleotides long. The record is from the annotation of a GenBank genome assembly. NCBI's taxonomy places the organism in Eukaryota, Metazoa, Arthropoda, Insecta, Lepidoptera, Nymphalidae.
AUGAAUAUGCCUAGUGUUAAAAGUUUAACUAAAGUUAAAUGCGAACCUGGGAAGCGUGGUGUGAGACGGAUAGCAAUGCUAAAUAAAUUGUUUAUGAAGAAUAUUACUGAUAUUUUAUCUACAGGCACAGUUAAAAUACUGCCAAAUCUCCAAUCAAUAAAUGUGUUCUGGGUGUGUAAGGGUGAUGCGUCAGAUGUACAAACAGAAGCCCUGCUUCAUUCCAUCGCAGGUCCUCUCCGACAUGAGUUGUCAACACUGAGGUUGAUGGGGGAGGUGCCGUACAUUGUUUUUGUUAAAGACAGACAAGAAUCCCAAACUGUAGACCUUGAUAGAAGACUCGCUAUAGCUGAUUAUGGAGAAGAUUACACUCCAACGGAAAUAGGCCAUCUAUUGAGAACAGACUUCACUCUAAACACGAAAUUAUCACCUGAAGUUAAGGCUAAAAUAAAGCAGCUAGAGGAGAAAAUAUAUGAUUCCGAAGACCCAAUACCAGAAAUGACACAUAAUGUAUAUGGAUUGGAUCAUGCCAAGAUACUGAAUCGACUUCUAGGAGCGAGGAGGAAAACCAGGGAUGCUUGGGACAGUAUUAAAGCCGAGGCUCCAUGUAUAACAUACAGAGUUGAACCAAAGACAUCUAAUAUUGAUACCGGCAAACAAAAGAAAGAUUUAUCAGAAUUUCUUCUUCAAAGACAGAUACAACAAAAUAAGCUUUACAAGAAAUUGAGGAGUGAACGAAAGAAUGUAGAAAUAGAGCAGAUUGAAGAAGAACCGGAUUAUAUUGAAGAAGAUUACUAUGAAGACGAAGAAGAUUACGAGUUUGAAGAAGACGAUAGAAAGAAAUAA